Molecule: messenger RNA, 1321 nt
Organism: Amphimedon queenslandica
Lineage: Eukaryota; Metazoa; Porifera; Demospongiae; Haplosclerida; Niphatidae
Product: T-complex protein 1 subunit zeta
Exons: 13
Biological process (GO): protein folding
Molecular function (GO): ATP binding; ATP hydrolysis activity; ATP-dependent protein folding chaperone
Source: RefSeq, a predicted model, not a curated record
GACCACGUGCGUUCCGGUGUCUUUCAAAAUGGCUGCCGUCAAGUCCCUUAAUCCUAAAGCAGAGGUAGCCAGGGCUGCCCAAGCGCUCCAGUUGAACAUCAAUGGAGCCAGGGGGCUACAGGAAGUCCUGAGGACUAACCUCGGCCCGAGAGGAACCAUGAAAAUGUUAGUAUCCGGAGCUGGUGACAUAAAACUCACCAAAGACGGGAAUGUGCUGCUUCACGAAAUGCAAAUACAGCAUCCUACAGCAUCUCUGCUUGCUAGGGUAGCUACGGCUCAGGAUGACAUCACUGGAGACGGAACGACUUCAAACGUCCUCAUAAUUGGAGAGCUAUUGAAACAAGCAGACAUAUACAUAUCAGAAGGGCUGCACCCUCGUAUUGUGACUGAAGGAUUUGAAAAGGCAAAAAUGAAAGCACUUGAAAUUUUAGAGUCUGUCAAGGUUUCCAAGGAGAUGGAGAGGGAUACGUUGGUUCAGGUGGCACGCACCUCUCUUAGGACUAAACUCAGUCCAGAGACUGCUGAUAUACUCACUGAGGUUGUUGUAGACGCAGUGUUGUCCAUACGUAAGGAAGGCCAACCCAUUGAUCUUCACAUGGUGGAAAUUAUGCAAAUGAUGCACAAAUCUGACACAGACACAAAACUAGUGAGAGGUUUGGUAUUGGACCAUGGCGCUAGACAUCCUGACAUGAAGAAGAGGGCAACUGAUGCAUACAUACUGACAUGCAAUGUAUCCAUGGAGUAUGAGAAGAGUGAAGUCAAUAGUGGUUUCUUCUAUAAGACAGCUGGCGAAAGAGAGAAAUUGGUUGCCGCGGAGAGGAAGUUCACGGAUGAUAAAGUGAUGGAAGUCAUCAAACUAAAGAAGAAGGUCUGUAAUGGUGGUAAUCAUGGCUUUGUUGUCAUCAAUCAAAAGGGUAUCGACCCCAUAUCUCUUGAUCAGUUAGCAAAGGAAGGCAUCAUUGCUCUCCGACGUGCCAAGAGGCGUAACAUGGAGAGAUUAGUGCUAGCUUGUGGCGGUGAGGCUAUGAACUCGUUUGAAAAUCUCUCGCCGAAUUGUCUUGGGAAGGCAGGACUUGUUUAUGAGCAUGUACUCGGUGAAGACAAGUAUACCUUUAUUGAAGAUGUUGACAAUCCACAAUCUGUUACUAUUCUAAUUAAAGGCCCAAACAAGCACACCUUAUCACAGAUAAAGGAUGCAGUCCAUGACGGACUCAGGGCAGUCAAGAAUGCCAUUGAGGAUGGGUCUGUUGUUCCCGGGGGUGGAGCUUUUGAAGUUGCUGUGUACACUGCACUGAACUCACCUGACUUCCUCUCUACUGUG